This is a messenger RNA of Xyrichtys novacula (pearly razorfish), 1887 nucleotides long. The record is from the annotation of a GenBank genome assembly. NCBI's taxonomy places the organism in Eukaryota, Metazoa, Chordata, Actinopteri, Labriformes, Labridae.
AUGAAUCGUGAGUCCCUGCUAAGCUAAUAUUGAUAUUAUCAAGCAAAGGUUUUUAGCUAAACCCAUUUUUUGUGUGUGUUUCAGAUACCCAAGACCCAGAGCUGAAGAUAGUGAUGAUUGGACGGAGUAGAGUGGGAAAGAGUGCAACAGGAAACACCAUCCUGGGGCGAAAGGCUUUUAAGUCUUUCAUGUCCAAUUCCCCUGUGACGCAGGAGAUCAAGAUAGAAAAAGGAGAGUUGGAGGAGCAGAAUCUGGCUGUUAUUGAUACCCCUGGUCUGUUUGGGAACAACUCAUCUGACACUUUUGACGAAGCAGCCCCACAGAGGGUGAUGGAGGGGAUCAAGCAGUGCCCGCAGCUCGCGUCACCUGGCCCAGUUGUGUUCCUGGUGGUGCUCCAGCCUGGUAGAUUCACAGAGCCUGAGCAGCAAGCAGUGAAACUAAUCCAGAAGAGCUUUGGCAGGGAGGCAGCACAUUACACCAUGGCUUUGUUCACUCGAGGCGAUGAUCUUAAGAGAGAAGGAGGGUCCAUCGAGGAGUUAAUUGGAGCGAAUCAAGUGCUGCGUGACUUCAUCAGGGAGUGUCGUGGGGGCUACCAUGUGUUUGACAAUGGAGAGAAAGAUUUCCCUCAAGUUACUGAGCUGUUGAGGAAGAUCAAUGCCACUGUGCAGAGAAAUGGAGGGGGCACUGUUGAAUUGUCCCAUGAAGGUGAGGGAGACCCCCAUGGAGGAAACAUUGGAAGAAACAUAACUGAAACAGAGAAAGCGUUACUCUUAGCCUGCCUUGAUGGCGCUUUGGGGGGUGCGACUUCAUUUUUAAUAUUAAGCAGUGUUUUUCGUUUGUGGCCAAGAAUUGUUUUAUCAUGGGCUAUAAAAAGAGGUAUGGUUGGUGCACUUGGAGGUGCAGCACGCUUUGUGGUUUGUAGACUGAUCUGGAGAAGCUGAAAGAAGUUAAAAAGCCUCCUCAGCUGCAUGACUGCAGUGUAGUCUGAAAGCGCAAGUUUCCAUUGCCCUCUAAAUUCUGUAUGUUAUCAAUGUCCUCAAAAAUUGUGCUUCAUAUGUUUAUGUAAUCGUCUACUGGUGAAAAAAUCUCAAUUAAAAUAGUGAACCACACAGUGUUCAGGUGCUGAAACAUUUGAUUGUGUUGGUAGGGUGCAGACAGAGCAUGUUUGACGAUAACAAAAGAUCUACAAAUAUAUUAUUUCAGUUCAAAAAGAAAACAUGAGCUAUAAAAUGUAAACUAUAAGGAUUACUAACAUGUUGUAAAGUGUAUUGUGGUACUUUUUCUUCUCUGUAAAGGUGUUGAUUUAGCCAAAGCCAAGUGGUUUUGAGGAAUAAAGUUGUCAAAGGCUUUCCUGUCUGUGGUUGUGUGAUAUCAUUUUGAAAUUUUGUAGUUUGUCAAGUUUUAAUAGUCUCUUUUCUUUGUCUGACUGUGCCGAAUUCCAGUUUUGCUGAUCUGAGACAAUAAUACUGUAGGCAGUCUUCAGGCACAGUAGCAGGUAGGUCCAUUAGGUUUAUACAAUGUAAUGUUAUUACUGAUAUGUAGUCAAACUUGAUACUAAAAGUCAGAAUACUCAUGAGGUCAGCAAAACUACUUCAGGAACAAAGUUGAGAAAAAAAAAAAGUUGAGAUGUCCAACACUUGGGGAGUGUAGCAGCGACACACCAUUUGUUUGAGUGUAUUUUCCACAGGACUUUUCAAAAUCUUACGCUGAUGGUUAAGUAGAUCUUAGCAGUGACGGCUGGGGCGCUUCAGAGUGGUUAGAUGUAGUAAAUAUAUCAGGGGCUCACUACAAUCCUUACAGGGUUAUUUCACCAAUCACUUCUACUUAAAUUCAAUUCUAUAAAAAAUGUAACACCUUUAUGUUCUUUCUAAUUCAAAGCUCCUCUGA